AUGAUCGAUUAUCAAUUUAAAGAGGAAUUGACACAGAAAAGGGAACGAGUCGAGGAUUUGUUUUAUUUCGAAGGAUCAAAGGUUGGCCGUGGCACGUAUGGACUCGUUUUCAAAGCGAUCCCAAAGACGCAAAACGAACGAUAUCCGAAGAAAGAAUACGCGCUGAAAUUGAUUGAAGGGAAUGGCUUCUCGACGAGUGCUUGCAGAGAAAUCGCAUUGUUGAGAGAGCUCAAACAUCCAAAUCUUAUCCGAUUGCAACGGGUUUUUCUGACAAACGAGAAGAAAGUGUGGCUACUCCUUGACUACGCAGAACACGAUUUAUGGCAUAUCAUCAAAUAUCACCGGGGUGCUAAGGCCAAAAAGCAACCAGUCCUUGUGCCACGAGGAAUGGUCAAAUCCGUGUUGUAUCAAAUAUUGGAGGGAAUUCACUACUUGCAUCAGAAUUGGAUAUUGCACAGAGAUCUUAAACCGGCGAAUAUUCUUGUGAUGGGCGAAGGACCGGGUGUACAAAGGGGAAGGGUCAAAAUCGCCGAUAUGGGUUUCGCGAGAGUUUUCCACAACCCAUUGAAACCGCUAGCUGACUUGGACCCAGUUGUGGUCACAUUUUGGUAUCGAGCUCCCGAGUUGCUACUUGGCGCCAAGCAUUAUACAAAAGCUAUUGACGUUUGGGCAAUUGGAUGCAUCUUUGCCGAACUGCUUACUGCUGAGCCUUUAUUCUUUUGUCGGGAAGAGGACAUCAAGGCGCAGAGUCCAUAUCAUCAAGAACAACUCAACAGAAUUUUUGUUGUUAUGGGCUAUCCAACAGAAAGCGAUUGGCCGGAUCUAAAGAGAAUGCCCAACUAUCCAAAUCUCACUCAUGAUUUCAGGAAAAAGGAUUUUGCCCAGUGCACCCUGCAGCGGUAUAUGGAGAAGCACAGAGUCAGUCAUGAUACUGCAGAUUUUCGGCUACUCUGCCGUUUGUUGACGAUGGAUCCCGAGAAGAGAGUGAGCUGCAAGGAAGCGAUGGAGGACGAGUAUUUUCGGCAAGACCCUAGACCCACCGAGGACGUGUUCAGGGGCUACAACAUCCCGUAUCCGAAACGGGAAUUCUUGACUGAUGGUGAUGAGGAUAAGAAGCGUGAAGUGCAAAAUCAGGCCCAACUCGCGAAUCAAUCAGCUGUUGAAACAAGCUCGGAACCGAAUUCGAAAAGAAUGCGUCUUCAAGCUGCUACAAUCAAUCAAUCAGCUGGCGCGUCUGCUCAUGAAUUUGCUCGACAGAAUACUGUGGCUGCAACAUCGGAUGUGAUGACCUCAGGCUCAGUAAAUGUUGGCCUCCAUCAACAGCCGAUGCCUCCAAUGUAUUCAGCUCCCCGUCCUCCACCCUAUCAACAACCCAUGCAAUCACAACCAAUAAGCGCUCCAAUGAUGCCUCCACACAAUCAGCAUAUAAUGGCACAGCAACAGAUGAUGAAUAUGAGUCAAGGCCAACCAAUGAUGAACCCAUCUCAUGGUCAAUACAUGAUGCCCGGGCAACAACCAUCGCAAUGGGGUCAACACUAUGGACAUCAA
This is a messenger RNA of Mesorhabditis belari, 1548 nucleotides long. Lineage: Eukaryota; Metazoa; Nematoda; Chromadorea; Rhabditida; Rhabditidae. The record is from the annotation of a GenBank genome assembly.